GUAUAAGAUCUUGAUGGAUAAAGAAAGAGUGGUAAGCUGGCUGGGCACUUUUACCACCUUUUUCUAAAGCCACACAGCCUUGUUUAUAAACGCUUAGACACACCAGAAAAUAAAGAAAAGAAGCAGCCCAUCAUACCCAUCAAAGCAAAAGCAAGAAAAGAACAGAGAGAGAGAGAGAGAGAGAGAAAAAGAAAACAAAAUAAAGAGAGAAGAAAAAAGAAAAAACCCAAAUAACAAAGAAGGGUUUUUGGUUUCUGCUGCUGGGAAAACUUGAAAGAUUAUUUUUAUUAUUGUUAUUAUGCAAAGAAUGGAGCAACAACCAUCACAACAGCAGAACCAGUUAAUGGUGCAAACCUCAGGGAGUCUUAGCUUCAGCAGUCAAAUGUCUAAAGAAGAUGAAGAGAUGUCAAGGUCUGCUCUUUCUACUUUUAGAGCUAAAGAAGAAGAGAUUGAGAGAAAGAAACUGGAAGUUAGAGAGAAAGUUCAAGCUCAGUUGGGUCGUGUUGAAGAAGAGACUAAACGUUUGGCCAUGAUUCGCGAGGAACUUGAAGCACUGGCAGAUCCCAUGAGGAAAGAAGUUGCUCUGGUGAGGAAGAAGAUUGAUGCAGUGAACAAAGAAUUGAAGCCUCUAGGCCAUACUGUCCAGAAGAAGUAUUGCAAAUUGAUGGAAGGACCACUGAAUUUUGGAUUUAUGUUUUUUCAUCACAGGAGAAAGAAUACAAGGAAGCUCUGGAAGCUUUCAAUGACAAGAACAAGGAAAAAGUACAGCUCAUAACCAAAUUAAUGGAGCUGGUGAGUGAAAGUGAGAGGCUAAGGUUGAAGAAGCUGGAGGAGCUGAGCAAGAACAUAGAUUCCAUACACUGAUUACAUUUAUAUAGCCUACUGCUGAUAACUGAUUAGGUUUGUGUGAUGUAUUUAAGUAACUUCUUAUAUAUUUUAUAUGGGGUGUUUUUAUAGUUUGGUGCAUUCUAUCCUUGUUUGUUUUAUUAGCAUUUGAUGGAGUCUUUAGUUGAUUUAGGAAAGGGUGAAAUGCCCUAUUGAACAGGUUUGUAACUAAAUGUAUCUUCACUCUACAUUUUCUCACUUUGCUUUUAUCUCAUCUCCUCUAGUUUUUGUUAA
Molecule: messenger RNA, 1119 nt
Organism: Ricinus communis (castor bean)
Lineage: Eukaryota; Viridiplantae; Streptophyta; Magnoliopsida; Malpighiales; Euphorbiaceae
Product: syncoilin
Exons: 4
Coding region: 299-775 (158 amino acids)
Source: RefSeq, a predicted model, not a curated record